Messenger RNA from Saccharomyces eubayanus, 726 nucleotides. RefSeq lists its product as uncharacterized. The transcript has a single exon. Gene Ontology annotation, cellular component: endomembrane system; membrane. The record is from RefSeq and is a predicted model, not a curated record. Bases 1 to 726 code for a protein of 241 amino acids. NCBI's taxonomy places the organism in Eukaryota, Fungi, Ascomycota, Saccharomycetes, Saccharomycetales, Saccharomycetaceae.
AUGUCGUCGACCAUAUCAGUCAAACCAACACGCGUCACUCUAGCUCUAAACACCCUAUGUCUUUUGACAAGCACAUGGGGGGCUAUUAGAGCUACAUCUGUCAUUUUACCCCCGUCUUUGGGUGAGGCUGGUCACAAGCAGUUUUUAACUGUUAUAUCUAUUAUCGCGACGAUUUUUAAUAAUGCAGCUAAUAUCAUUAACUAUUUUAUACAGAAUACAAGCAGAGUCGACCCGAGCUUCAAAGAAAAGUCGGACUUUUUCAGUAGACACAUUACUUUACCGGUUUCUUUGGUGAUGGAAUCUAUUGUGGCCACCGUUUAUUGGCCGUUAAGAUUGUUCUUCGUCAGCUUAAUUCUUCAUGGCGUUGAUUCUAAUGCAAAGACGCCUUUACCCGUGACAGUUGAUAUGGCAAUCCACCUAUACCCCAUCUUAUAUUUACUGGCCGAUCACUACUUAUCCAGAUCCGGCUCAAAGUUUAAGCUAUCGGAUUAUACUGCGUGGUUUAUUGUAACCAGCCUGGCAUUUUCAUAUUUUCAGUAUCUAGCUUUCCUAAUAGAUCCAAAGAAAGGCCAAGCCUAUCCGUAUCCAUUCCUAGACGUGAAAGAACCAUAUAAAUCUGUUAUUUUUAUCGCGGUUUCCACCAUCACGUGGGGUUAUUACGUGCUUUAUCAAAAAUAUCCUCCCAAAGAUACCAAGAGGUUAAUGGGCAAGGUUUAUAAAAAUUGA